CGCUUCCAGGGCUCGGAUAAGGCGGGGUUCUUCACGGAGUACGGCGAGGCGACCCGGUACGAGAUCGGCGAAGUGGUCGGCAAAGGCAGCUACGGCGUCGUGGCGGCUGCCGUCGACACCCACACCGGCGAGCGCGUCGCCAUCAAAAAGAUCGACGACGUCUUCGAGCAUGUCGCCGACGCCACCCGCAUUCUCCGCGAGAUCAAGCUUCUCCGCCUUCUGCGCCACCCAGACAUCGUCGAGAUCAAGCAUAUCAUGCUCCCGCCGUCGCGCCGCGAGUUUCGUGACAUCUACAUUAUCUUCGAGCUCAUGGAGUCCGACCUCCACCAGGUCAUCAAGGCCAACGACGACCUCAGCCCGGAGCACUUUCAGUUCUUUUUCUACCAGCUGCUUCGCGGGAUGAAGUACAUGCACGCUGCCAAUGUCUUCCACCGGGACCUCAAGCCCAAGAACAUUCUAGCCAAUGCCGAUUGCAAGCUCAAGAUUUGCGACUUCGGCCUUUCUCGGGUUUCCUUCAAUGACACCCCGUCCGCGAUAUUCUGGACGGAUUAUGUAGCAACAAGGUGGUAUCGUGCUCCAGAAUUAUGUGGCUCCUUCUUUUCAAAGUAUACUCCUGCAAUUGAUAUUUGGAGCAUAGGAUGUAUAUUUGCCGAAAUGCUUACAGGGAGGCCGCUCUUUCCUGGCAAAAACGUGGUACAUCAAUUGGAUCUCAUGACUGAUCUACUUGGCACUCCUUCAGAAGAAUCUAUUUCCAGGGUUCGAAACGAAAAAGCUCGACGAUAUUUGGGAAACAUGAAAAAAAAGCAUCCAAUACCUUUUUCUCAGAAGUUUCCUGGUGUAGACCCCAUGGCACUCCAUUUGCUUGAGCGUCUUCUUGCUUUUGACCCCGCAGAUCGGCCAACUGCUGCAGAGGCCUUGGCAGACCCAUACUUUACUGGAUUGGCAAAUUCUGAACUCGAACCCACAGCGCAACCCAUCUCGAAACUUGAGUUUGAGUUUGAGAGAAGGAAGCUGGCCAGAGAGGAUUUACGUGAAUUAAUUUACAGAGAGAUUUUAGAGUACCAUCCUCAGAUGUUGCAUGACUAUCUUCGUGGUGGAGAUCAGGCAAACUUUCUUUACCCAAGUGGGGUGGAUCGUUUCAAGAGCCAAUUUGUUCAUCUUGAAGAAAUCGGUGCUAAGGGUGAAAAGACUAGCCCGCAGCUGCGGCAGCAUGCUUCCUUACCAAGGGAAAGAGUUAUCGGCAGCAGUGAUGAGCCUGAAAAGCCAAAUGCAGACUACUGUAUAAAAUUGCAUGUAGAUGAGCUACCAGGUCACACAUCGGUGACGGAUGGCCUUAACAAGCCACUGUUGAAUACUCGAAACUUCUUGAAGAGCGAAAGCAUCGGUGCCUCCAAGUGCAUCGUCGUCAAAGAAAAGCAAGAAAAAGAUACCAAACUGUCGUGGAGGGCAGACAGUAUACCUCUCUACAAGGGGUCCAAUUGUACCCUAGCCGCUUUCAGAACAUGCCUUAUAAGUCCUUGGAAUCCAGUGAUUCAUUGAGUGAACACAUUGAAGUUCCACGCUACGAGUUGAUUCUCUGAUGUAAUGGCCCCUCUAACUUGGAUAACUUGCUAUCAAUCAAAUUAUGUGUGCUCCUUUGUUUUUGCAGGAGGAAUCUAUGUCUGAGUAUAUGUAUGAAGCAUCUGAUUAGGAACCGAAAAGGAUUGCUCAACUCAAAAGUUUGUGAUGGCACAGGGAAGACAGAAGCACGUCCGAUCCAUGGGAGCUUCAAUUCAGAAUCCCGAGCGCACGAAUCAGAUCGAUGAACCACACUGGUGCCGGUGCCGGUGCCGAUACCGGAUAGUCAUCUCAUUGGUUAGCAGAGCAUAGGAUUUAUUUCAAUUUUUUGGGCGCAACUUUGAUCGAUGCUCCCAUUAUGUAACUAGUAGAGUUUAGGAUGUAACCAACAGAGUGUAGAAUGUAACAACAUAUACUGGAGUACAUGACUCGACUUCUUAUUACUCGUGCAAUGUUUUCUUACUAGGUGACUUGAUUC
Triticum dicoccoides is the source of this 2035-nucleotide messenger RNA. Its product is annotated as mitogen-activated protein kinase 16-like. Gene Ontology annotation, molecular function: protein kinase activity; ATP binding. Gene Ontology annotation, biological process: protein phosphorylation. The transcript has 9 exons. The record is from RefSeq and is a predicted model, not a curated record. NCBI's taxonomy places the organism in Eukaryota, Viridiplantae, Streptophyta, Magnoliopsida, Poales, Poaceae. Bases 256 to 1539 code for a protein of 427 amino acids.